Molecule: messenger RNA, 744 nt
Organism: Cannabis sativa
Lineage: Eukaryota; Viridiplantae; Streptophyta; Magnoliopsida; Rosales; Cannabaceae
Exons: 2
Coding region: 1-744 (247 amino acids)
Source: RefSeq, a predicted model, not a curated record
AUGAUGAAUGACAAAAUUCCAAAUUCUGGAAUUAAAGCGCAGCCACACAUUGACUCUCGUCUCAAGAUAUUGAAGAGACAAUAUACGGCAAAUUCUGAUAUGUUGGGACCUUCUACUAGUGGUUUUGGUUGGAGUGAGGAACUCAAAUGUGUGGUAGCUGAUAAAAUUGUGUUUGAUGAGUGGGUUAAGAGUCAUCCAACUGCAAAAAGAUUAUUAAACAAGUCAUUUCCGUAUUAUAAUGAACUGGCUAUAGUAUAUGGAAAAGAUCAUGCUACUGGAGAUGGUGCAAUGGGAUUCUCUGAAACACUUGAUGAAAUUACAGAAAAGAUAAAUAAUGGUUGGAAUGAUGACUAUGAUCCCUUUGAUACACUUGAUGAGAUGAAUGCUAAUGCAAGCAUGAAUAGCAAUAUACCAUCAAGCCAAACAGCUCGAAAGGCUAAGACAAAAUCAAAUAGUGGAGAUCCAUUGGUUGAACUAUUUUUUAAGUCAGUGCAAGAAUUUAGUACUAUGCAAGCUUCUGCAAGUGAUUCUAUUAGAAAACUUGUUGAUUGUUUUCAACAUGAAGUUGAUGGUACUGCUAGGAGAAUGAAUCUAUAUGAAGAGAUCAAAAAAGUUGAUGGGCUCACAAAUUCACAACGACUUAAAAUCGAAAAACUUCUAAUUUCAAAUCAACCCCACAUCGAUUACUUCUUUACUUUAGAAGAACAAUUUAAACUUGAUUUCCUCUUAGGGAUGUUAGAGUAA